Messenger RNA from Penicillium diatomitis, 327 nucleotides. RefSeq lists its product as uncharacterized. The coding region runs from base 1 to 327 and encodes 108 amino acids. The transcript is spliced from 3 exons. The record is from RefSeq and is a predicted model, not a curated record. Lineage: Eukaryota; Fungi; Ascomycota; Eurotiomycetes; Eurotiales; Aspergillaceae.
AUGGUCUCAACAACAGAAAACCACCCCCUUGUCCCAGAGACCAUGCAGACUCGGAAAUCCCUCAGCGACGCCGACGGCCAUCCAGCUGCUAUGCAGAGUCACAGACUCGAUGAUACAGAGAUGAAUCUGAUCGUUGAUGACGUUGCGCCCUCCUCCCAGUCCACCUGCGCUGAGCUCGCCCACGACCACGCACUGGAAGAUUUGCAUAAAAUGACAGACCAUGACUUUGCUGCCGAUGGGGGAGGUCUCGGUCAGAAACGGCCCGGUUACCGCAUCGGCUAUCUUGAUCACGGGACGCAGUGCGAGUUGGGCAGACCUGGAGAUUGA